This is a messenger RNA of Closterium sp. Yama58-4, 2673 nucleotides long. The record is from the annotation of a GenBank genome assembly. Lineage: Eukaryota; Viridiplantae; Streptophyta; Zygnematophyceae; Desmidiales; Closteriaceae.
AUGUUUGAGGUUUAUCAUAAUAAAUCAUCAGCCCCUGAUCUGAGGAAUGUUAGGGGAUUGCUCGUAGGGAUUUCCACUGGCACAGGCUGCCUCGCAGGUUCGGCAGCCAAACCAGGAGGGUACUAUUCCCGUGCGGGAACGGCGGAAGGCAAGAAAGUGUGGCACAUCAAUCUGCCGGGCGGCGGAUGGUGCACCUCUGUCGCCGAGUGUGUCGCCAGGAGCAAGAUGUCUCGCGGCAGCAGCAAGUUCUAUCCUCAAGUGCCCACCCGCAUUCCUCCCUUCCCCAUCUUCCAAGGCUUUCUUUGCAGCAACAGCAGCAUCAACCCACCCUUCCACAACUGGAACCUCGUUCGUCUCAUCUACUGCGACGGUGGCGGCUACUUGGGAACAGUGGGGAGGCUGGAUGUUAGCAGAGGCGCCGUUCUUUACAUGGAUGGGUGGAAGAUCAUUCAAGCGGUAAUUGCAGAUCUGAAGUCAAAGGGCGAAAUCCAAUCUGCAACGCACAUCCUCCUCUCGGGCACCUCAGCAGGCGGUCAAGCAGCCGUCGCCCUCUGCGAUCGCAUCGCUGCGGCCUUUCCCUGGGCGGCAACUAAGUGCUUGUGUGACUCUGGCAACUUCAUUGGUGAUACAGCUGGGCUGGGUGCUCCAGCUAGUAUCGCCCUCACCCCUUUCAGUAUCGCCCUCACCCCUUUCAGUAUCGCCCUCACCCCUUUCAGUAUCGCCCUCACCCCUUUCAGUAUCGCCCUCACCCCUUUCAGUAUCGCCCUCACCCCUUUCAGUAUCGCCCUCACCCCUUUCAGUAUCGCCCUCACCCCUUUCAGUAUCGCCCUCACCCCUUUCAGUAUCGCCCUCACCCCUUUCAGUAUCGCCCUCACCCCUUUCAGUAUCGCCCUCACCCCUUUCAGUAUCGCCCUCACCCCUUUCAGUAUCGCCCUCACCCCUUUCAGUAUCGCCCUCACCCCUUUCAGUAUCGCCCUCACCCCUUUCAGUAUCGCCCUCACCCCUUUCAGUAUCGCCCUCACCCCUUUCAGUAUCGCCCUCACCCCUUUCAGUAUCGCCCUCACCCCUUUCAGUAUCUCCCUCACCCCUUUCAGUAUCGCCCUCACCCCUUUUAGUAUCGCCCUCACCCUUUUCAGUAUCGCCCUCACCCCUUUCAGUAUCGCCCUCACCCCUUUCAGUAUCGCCCUCACCCCUUUCAGUAUCGCCCUCACCCCUUUCAGUAUCGCCCUCACCCCUUUCAGUAUCGCCCUCACCCCUUUCAGUAUCGCCCUCACCCCUUUCAGUAUCUCCCUCACCCCUUUCAGUAUCGCCCUCACCCCUUUCAGUAUCGCCCUCACCCCUUUCAGUAUCGCCCUCACCCCUUUCAGUAUCGCCCUCACCCCUUUCAGUAUCGCCCUCACUCCUUUCAGUAUCUCCCUCACCCCUUUCAGUAUCGCCCUCACCCCUUUCAGUAUCGCCCUCACCCCUUUCAGUAUCGCCCUCACCCCUUUCAGUAUCGCCCUCACCCCUUUCAGUAUCGCCCUCACCCCUUUCAGUAUCGCCCUCACCCCUUUCAGUAUCGCCCUCACCCCUUUCAGUAUCGCCCUCACCCCUUUCAGUAUCGCCCUCACCCCUUUCAGUAUCGCCCUCACCCCUUUCAGUAUCGCCCUCACCCCUUUCAGUAUCGCCCUCACCCCUUUCAGUAUCGCCCUCACCCCUUUCAGUAUCUCCCUCACCCCUUUCAGUAUCGCCCUCACCCCUUUUAGUAUCGCCCUCACCCCUUUCAGUAUCGCCCUCACCCCUUUCAGUAUCGCCCUCACCCCUUUCAGUAUCGCUCUCACCCCUUUCAGUAUCGCCCUCACCCCUUUCAGUAUCGCCCUCACCCCUUUCAGUAUCGCCCUCACCCCUUUCAGUAUCGCCCUCACCCCUUUCAGUAUCUCCCUCACCCCUUUCAGUAUCGCCCUCACCCCUUUCAGUAUCGCCCUCACCCCUUUCAGUAUCGCCCUCACUCCUUUCAGUAUCGCCCUCACUCCUUUCAGUAUCUCCCUCACCCCUUUCAGUAUCGCCCUCACCCCUUUCAGUAUCGCCCUCACCCCUUUCAGUAUCACCCUCACCCCUUUCAGUAUCGCCCUCACCCCUUUCAGUAUCGCCCUCACCCCUUUCAGUAUCGCCCUCACCCCUUUCAGUAUCGCCCUCACUCCUUUCAGUAUCGCCCUCACUCCUUUCAGUAUCUCCGUCACCCCUUUCAGUAUCUCCCUCACCCCUUUCAGUAUCGCCCUCACCCCUUUCAGUAUCUCCCUCACCCCUUUCAGUAUCGCCCUCACCCCUUUCAGUAUCUCCCUCACCCCUUUCAGUAUCGCCCUCACCCCUUUCAGUAUCGCCCUCACCCCUUUCAGUAUCGCCCUCACCCCUUUCAGUAUCGCCCUCACCCCUUUCAGUAUCGCCCUCACCCCUUUCAGUAUCGCCCUCACCCCUUUCAGUAUCGCCCUCACCCCUUUCAGUAUCUCCCUCACCCCUUUCAGUAUCGCCCUCACCCCUUUCAGUAUCGCCCUCACCCCUUUCAGUAUCGCCCUCACCCCUUUCAGUAUCGCCCUCACCCCUUUCAGUAUCGCCCUCACCCCUUUCAGUAUCGCCCUCACCCCUUUCAGUAUCGCCCUCACUCCCUCCACCCUUCAAGAAAAAGCUAGAUUUUGA